AUGGCUGUCUCUUUGACACCCACCCUGGGACUCAAUUCUGCCCCAGAUGAAAUCCAGCAUCCACAUAUUAAAUUUUCCGAAUGGAAAUUUAAGCUAUUCAGGGUGAGAUCCUUUGAAAAGGCACCUGAAGAAGCUCAAAAGGAAAAAGAUUCCUCUGAGGGGAAACCCUCUCUAGAGCAAUCUCCAGCAGUCCUGGAUAAGGCUGGUGGUCAGAAACCAGUCCUGACUCAACCAGCAGUAAAGCCUCACCCUAAGUUUUUGAAGAAAUUCCAUGAUGAUGGGAAAGCAAGAGAGAAAGCCAUCCACCAAGCCAGCCUUCGACAUCUCUGCCGCAUCUGUGGGAAUUCUUUUAAAACUGAUGGGCACAAUAGGAGAUAUCCAGUCCACGGGCCUGUGGAUGGCAAAACCCAAGUGCUUUUACGAAAGAAGGAAAAGAGAGCCACUUCCUGGCCCGACCUCAUUGCCAAGGUUUUCCGGAUCGAUGUGAAAGCCGAUGUUGACUCCAUCCACCCCACUGAGUUCUGCCAUAACUGCUGGAGCAUCAUGCACAGGAAGUUUAGCAGUGCUCCAUGUGAGGUUUACUUCCAGAAGAACGCAACCAUGGAGUGGCACCCCCACACCCCGUCCUGUGACAUCUGCCACACUGCCCGUCAGGGACUCAAGAGGAAGAGUCAUCAGCCAAAUGUGCAGCUCAGCAAAAAACUCAAAACUGCGGUUGACCGAGCGAGGCAGGCCCGUCAGCACAAGAGGAGAGCUCAGGCAAGGAUCAGCGGCAAGGGAGUGAUGAAGAAGAUCACCAACUGCAGUAAGAUCCAUCUUAGCACCAAGCUCCUUGCAGUGGACUUCCCGGCGCACUUUGUGAAAUCUAUCUCCUGCCAGAUUUGUGAACACAUCCUGGCUGACCCUGUGGUCACCAGCUGUAAGCAUGUAUUUUGCAGGAUCUGCAUUCUCAGAUGCCUCAAAGUCAUGGGCAGCUAUUGUCCCUCUUGCCGAUAUCCCUGCUUCCCCACUGACCUGGAGAGUCCCGUGAAGUCCUUUCUGAGCAUCCUGAAUUCCCUGAUGGUGAAAUGUCCAGCAGAAGAGUGCAAUGAGGAGGUCAGCUUGGAAAAAUAUAAUCACCAUGUCUCAAGCCACAAGGAAUCGAAAGAGACUUUUGUGCAUAUUAAUAAAGGGGGCCGGCCCCGCCAGCAUCUCCUGUCACUGACUCGGAGGGCUCAGAAGCACCGUCUGAGGGAGCUCAAGCUGCAAGUCAAGGCUUUUGCCGACAAAGAAGAAGGAGGAGAUGUGAAGUCUGUGUGCCUGACCUUGUUCCUGCUGGCGCUGCGGGCGAGGAAUGAGCACAGACAAGCCGACGAGCUGGAGGCCAUCAUGCAGGGGCGGGGCUCCGGCCUGCAGCCAGCGGUUUGCUUGGCCAUCCGAGUCAACACCUUCCUCAGCUGCAGUCAGUACCACAAAAUGUACAGGACUGUCAAAGCCAUCACGGGGAGGCAGAUUUUUCAGCCUUUGCAUGCCCUCCGGAACGCUGAAAAGGUCCUUCUGCCGGGCUACCACCCCUUUGAGUGGCAGCCCCCUCUGAAGAACGUGUCCUCCAACACUGACGUUGGCGUUAUUGACGGAUUGUCUGGACUGUCCUCGUCUGUGGACGAUUACCCGGUGGACACCAUUGCGAAGCGGUUCCGCUAUGAUUCGGCUUUGGUGUCUGCUCUGAUGGACAUGGAAGAAGACAUCCUGGAAGGCAUGAGAGCCCAAGAGCUUGACGAUUACCUGAACGGCCCCUUCACUGUGGUGGUGAAGGAGUCCUGUGACGGGAUGGGAGACGUGAGUGAGAAGCACGGCAGUGGGCCAGCCGUUCCGGAAAAGGCAGUUCGGUUUUCAUUCACAAUCAUGAAAAUUACUAUAGCACACGGCUCACAGAAUGUGAAGGUGUUUGAGGAAGCCAAACCUAACUCUGAGCUGUGUUGCAAGCCCUUGUGCCUUAUGCUGGCAGAUGAAUCUGACCACGAGACUCUGACGGCCAUCCUGAGCCCUCUCAUUGCUGAGCGGGAGGCCAUGAAGGACAGCGAAUUAAUGCUUGAGAUGGGAGGCAUCCUCCGCACUUUCCAGUUCAUCUUUAGGGGCACGGGCUACGAUGAGAAACUUGUCCGGGAAGUGGAAGGCCUCGAGGCUUCCGGCUCGGUCUACAUCUGUACCCUUUGUGAUGCCACCCGCCUGGAAGCCUCUCAAAAUCUUGUCUUCCACUCCAUAACCAGAAGCCACGCUGAGAACCUGGAGCGCUAUGAGGUCUGGCGUUCCAACCCAUACCAUGAGUCUGUGGAAGAACUGCGGGAUCGGGUGAAAGGGGUCUCCGCCAAGCCCUUCAUCGAGACAGUCCCUUCCAUAGAUGCGCUCCACUGCGACAUUGGCAAUGCAGCUGAGUUCUACAAGAUCUUCCAGCUAGAGAUUGGGGAGGUGUAUAAGAACCCCAAUGCCUCCAAAGAGGAAAGGAAAAGAUGGCAGGCUACGCUGGACAAACAUCUCCGGAAGAAGAUGAACCUGAAACCAAUCAUGAGGAUGAAUGGCAACUUUGCCAGGAAGCUCAUGACCAAAGAGACUGUUGAAGCAGUUUGUGAAUUAAUUCCUUCCCAGGAGAGGCACGAAGCUCUGAAGGAGCUAAUGGACCUUUACCUGAAGAUGAAGCCCGUCUGGCGCUCAUCAUGCCCGGCUAAGGAGUGCCCAGAAUCCCUCUGCCAGUAUAGUUUCAAUUCACAGCGUUUUGCUGAGCUCCUCUCUACCAAGUUCAAGUAUCGGUAUGAGGGCAAAAUCACCAAUUAUUUUCACAAAACCCUGGCACAUGUCCCUGAAAUUAUUGAGAGGGAUGGCUCCAUAGGGGCAUGGGCAAGCGAGGGAAACGAGUCUGGCAACAAACUGUUCCGGCGCUUCCGGAAAAUGAAUGCCAGGCAGUCCAAGUGUUAUGAAAUGGAAGAUGUCCUGAAACAUCACUGGUUGUAUACCUCCAAGUAUCUGCAGAAGUUUAUGGAUGCUCAUAAAGCACUGAAAAAUUCUGGGUUUUGCAUAAACUCGCAAGGAAGCUUAGAGGACCCGUUAGGCUCAGAUGACUCUCUGGAAACUCAAGAUUCAAUGGAAUUUUAA
Messenger RNA from Equus quagga, 3129 nucleotides. RefSeq names its product recombination activating 1 (gene RAG1). Gene Ontology annotation, cellular component: nucleus; DNA recombinase complex; endodeoxyribonuclease complex. Gene Ontology annotation, biological process: V(D)J recombination; pre-B cell allelic exclusion; adaptive immune response. NCBI's taxonomy places the organism in Eukaryota, Metazoa, Chordata, Mammalia, Perissodactyla, Equidae. The transcript has a single exon. The coding region runs from base 1 to 3129 and encodes 1042 amino acids. The record is from RefSeq and is a predicted model, not a curated record. Gene Ontology annotation, molecular function: ubiquitin protein ligase activity; double-stranded DNA endonuclease activity; sequence-specific DNA binding.